Molecule: messenger RNA, 759 nt
Organism: Ramularia collo-cygni
Lineage: Eukaryota; Fungi; Ascomycota; Dothideomycetes; Mycosphaerellales; Mycosphaerellaceae
Exons: 1
Coding region: 1-759 (252 amino acids)
Source: RefSeq, a predicted model, not a curated record
AUGCAGUUCACUGUCGCCAUCCUCGCCGUUGCCGGUCUUGCCGCCGCGCUUCCAGACAACUACGCCUACGGUGCCGGUGCUGCCUACGGCGGCCACAACUCGCCUUACAGCCCUGAGAAGGAGUGUCAGGUCAGCAGCACUUGCAAGGCUGUCUACAAGACCAUCACCACCGAUUUCCCAUCCAAGGCGACUUCCACUAUCGUCAAGACUAUCUCCGAGGCCGUGACAAAGACUGAAUCCACUCAGGAGCACGUUACAAUCACAAAGCUCAUUCCUACGACCUAUGUCAAGACUUCGACGGUGACCAAGACCACGACAAUUCCGUACGACGCUUUCAAGAUCACGACAAUCUGUGAGACCAAGACGAUCCCAUACAAGGCCACCAAGACUUCCGUCGUAACCGCUCUGGAGAGCGCUCCAUUCACAGAGACAAACAAGAAGGCUGUUGUCACCGAGACCCAGAAGCAGAAGAUCUACACCACAACCAUUCCUGUUGAGAAGAAGGUCGUUACCGUGGUUGACAAGAAGGUCCAGACCGUCAUCGUAAAGACUGAGAGCGAGUGCGCCACUGCCACCAGCUGCAAGGCGAAGAAGACAUCCUCUGCCGCAGAGUCUUCCUCCUCCGCUGUCAAGACAUCCACCGAGACCGAGGGCAAGAACACCUACCCUGCCACCUACCCUGCUGGGGAAAAGUCCACCGCAGCAGCCUAUGACCCAACCCACCCAGCUCCUUACGUCCCAAACCACACCGCGUACUAA